AUUUAAUAGCAACUAGCAACACACACAAAACGCCAUGUUUAUUUCUUUUCUUUCCGUCAUUUCGUUGCCGCGUACAUCUGAAGAAACAGACAGUAGUCGCCAGGAAUACAGAGUGUAGCGGCAUUACAUGAAAAUGGGUAAAAAAGUUAGAGAAUACAAAUCCGGAGACUUUAUAUUUGCCAAAGUAAAAGGAUAUCCAGCAUGGCCAGCUCGUGUACAAAGAUUGAAUGGCAAAAAGUAUUUUGUAUAUUUCUAUGGAACCGGAGAAACAGCUAAUCUACCACCAAAUAUGAUAUUUGACUAUGCAGAGAAUAAAGAUAAAUUUCUAACUAAAACUGUGAAAAGGAAAGACUUCAACCUUGGUGUUAAACAGAUUGAACAUGAUUUUGCAAAUAAUGUGCCUGUGGAAGAGGUUGUUGGGAUAGCAUUGCUACCACCAGACACAAGUGUCAAUGACACAAUCAAUGAUUCCGCUGCUAAUGACACUAUGGAUGAAUCCGCUGCCACCGAGGAUGACACCACAAUUGCAAAUGACACUGCCACAGAAGAUACAAAUACAAGUCAAAUUGAUACCGGUGUGGAUGACUCUGAUGAGACCGGUGGCCUGGUUAUUGAUGAGGGAAAGAAGGGUCGCAAAUCCACGAAAGCGGCAACACCGGCGAAACCAAUAAAAGAACCGAAGACUCCACGCGGGAAAGCAAAGAAAGAAGAACAAAAGGAAGAUGUAGAAGAGAAAAAAGAAGAAGAAAUAAUAAGUAGGAGUGGUAGAAAAAUACGACCGAAAAGAUAUAUAGAUGAACAUACAGAAGAGAAUACAACCUUACCCUCGCCCGCACCAAAGAAACGCAGAGUCCCAUCCCCUCCUCCAGAGAAAGAAAAAGAACCAGAGAAAGAGAAAUCAAAGUCUGAUGCCACAAAGGCAAAGAUUGACAAGACGAAACUAUUUAACACUGUCUCACAGUCUGAGCUUGAAGAUUUGAAAGAACCCUUUGCACACGAGGAUGCAGACAAGGAGAAUAUUCUGAUAGCGUAUCUGAGUAACGGCCAGUAUGUAGGCAUCAGGCUGUUCCAGUCACGACCGGCUUCUUUUAAGAACGAGGCAGGCAGGCUACAGUGGGACAAGCAAGCAGCUACUAACGCGCUCAACCUUAAAAUGCAAUUAGAAAGGGGACAAAUUACCCCACAAUCGGUGAUGGGACAACUUGUAACAGAUCUACAUUUAACUGACGAAGAGAAAGCUACAUUGGACAAGGAAAGAGAAACAGAGGAGAAGAAAUCUCGCGUUCAAUUCUUGAAGACGGAAAUGAAGUUAAUUGAACUGGACGCCAAGAUAAAGACCUGCCUGUGUCUGGAGAAAGCCGAUACUGAACUCUGCUUGAAACUACUUGAUGAACUGAUGGAACUGGAUAUAAAGCCUCUAAUGCUGCUAAAACAUCCUUCAUGCUUGGAGACUGUGAAGCGCAUGCGAGCUUACAUCGGCAACACCAACUCGUGGGACCUCAGCGAGAGCGCCGCGCUGCAGUUCAACAAGCAGGCUCAGAGGAUACGCAAGCAGGCGGACACGCUAUACAAGAAUAUGAAAGAAUUAUUCACAACACCAGCCGGCCUCUCGUUCUUCGAGUACUUCUCAGAAAGGGUUUUGGAGUUCAAGAAAGUUACAGCAAAGCUAACGCCCGAUGAACUGUUAGAAAUGGUCCAUGAACCCAUAGAGAUGACCGCUCCAACACAAUUAUCAACGAAAACUCCACCUGCAACUAAAGAGGAUGAGGCAACCCCGGUCCCAGAGGAUGACAACACUAAAAAGAAGAAUACCAACACACCAACUAAAGCAAAGAAACCUAAUGGAACCCAAGCAAAACCUCCAUUAAAGAGACAAUCGUCAAGAAAACAACAAGUAGAAGAAAAAGAAACUAAAGACACAGAGGCUAAAGAGACAGAGGAAGUUCCAGAAGACAAGACAAAUGAAAAACCAGAAGAAAGUAAAGACACAAACACAGAAGAGAACAUCACAGAAGAGAAAGCACCAGAAACUGUGACAGAGGAAACAAAAGAACAAACAGAAAAUGCAGAAAAUACGGAAACAGAAAAAGAAACAGAGACAAAAGAAAAAAGUCCAAGUCCAGAAAAAGAAAGUGAAAAGAGUCCAAAAAAGAGUGAAGAAAAGCCACAGAAGAAGACUGAAGAGAAAGUAGAAGAAGUGAAAGAGAAAGAAAAAGAAAAGCCUGAUGUUGAUGAACCAAGAGCAAAGAGAACAAGAGAGAGUAGGAAGACUGAACCACCUUCACCAAGGUCACCAUCAAAAAGAAAACAAAAACUUUAAACAAUAUAACUUUGACCUGGGCCGUGCACAAUAUUAUAAAAUGAACUGGGUGAAAGCAAUUUUCUGCUAACUCAGAGACUUUAAUGAUCACUAAGGGUCUCGACUAUUAUAUUGCAUUUAAUAUAAAAUCUACACUAAGUAAGUAAUCGUUAACAGACUAAGUACGGCAGACUACGUGAUUGUGAGCAAUAAAAUCUUAUAAACAACUUAGAUGUAAAAUUGCGGUAUUUUUUCAACAACAAAUAUCUUAUUAAGAUAUACUAUAUAUGUAAUUUAUAAAAAUUACACAUUUCUGACGAAAAACAGCUACAAUCAAAAUUAUUGGAGAAUCAAUUAUUUGCUUUUAUGGAUUAUAUUGUGUAAUAAUCGCUUAUUCCCAUAAAUAUAGGACAAAUAAAUAUCCAUCCCCUUCUCAGCCAGGGAAAUAGGAAUGGUGCUAACUGAAACAAAAUGAAGAAUAAACUAUAUAAUACAAAAGUAAUGAGACAUUCAAUAAAAUAACGUCUAAAUAUUGACUUAGGCGAAACUUCUAUUAAAUGACCAAUGGCUAACCUGGAUCUAAAGUGGUCUAGGUAAUAUUUUUAGCUAAAUCUAUGAGCAUCUUUGAACAUAACGAUAUAUAAAUCCGAGCUAUGUCUAUUUUAUAACCGUAUAAAUGUUUGAUCAAUCUUACUAAUAUUAUGAAUGCGAAUGUUUGUUAGAAGGUAUCUCCAGAACUGCUGUAUGGAUCUCGAUGAAAUUUGACAUAGAUAGUGUAUUGUCAGGAAGAACACAUGAUAAAUAAGUUUUUUUAAUUCUGUGCGGACAGAUUCGUAGACAAAAGCUACUAUAACAUACAACAUAAUGACUUCGAACGUGUCGUUUAUCUGAAAAUGUUUAUUUUGUAUCAGACCACUGUAGUUUCAGGUUAGUCAGAAUUAUACCUUUGUCAUUACAGACUUAUUAAAAAUAGACAUGUUUGUAUUCAUUAAAAUACAAACUUUCCAAAAUAAAUCCAUCGACAACAAAUAUAUGAUAUUGUCAGCCAGUGACAUGUGGAAAAUUAAUUUCCUAUAUCCAUUGAAUUCGACAAAUAAUGGAAAAGUUUUUACGGUAAAAAAUAUACUAACGGACUUUAUAUUGAGUUUUCACUGCAUACAUAUGUAAAAAAAUAAAGUCAACGUGAAAUAUAUUUUGUGCAUGUAUCGACAGUGGAAACCCAUGAUUAGCUUUGAUAAACAAUGUAUGAAUAUUUACGUAAUUAAGACAAUUAAGAAAAAAUAAAUUUAUCUUAAACAGUUAUUUUCAAAUUAAGCUACUCAA
Molecule: messenger RNA, 3622 nt
Organism: Papilio xuthus (Asian swallowtail)
Lineage: Eukaryota; Metazoa; Arthropoda; Insecta; Lepidoptera; Papilionidae
Product: JIL-1 anchoring and stabilizing protein
Exons: 17
Coding region: 134-2320 (728 amino acids)
Source: RefSeq, a predicted model, not a curated record